Molecule: messenger RNA, 974 nt
Organism: Equus quagga
Lineage: Eukaryota; Metazoa; Chordata; Mammalia; Perissodactyla; Equidae
Gene: HYI
Product: hydroxypyruvate isomerase (putative)
Exons: 8
Coding region: 53-886 (277 amino acids)
Biological process (GO): glyoxylate metabolic process
Molecular function (GO): hydroxypyruvate isomerase activity
Source: RefSeq, a predicted model, not a curated record
CCCCGCCGCUUCCGCCCCGGACUCUGCCCCGUGCUUGUGCUCCCGGCCGGCCAUGGCGCCGCUGCGUUUCUCGGCCAAUGUGUCGUGGCUGUUCCCCGAGCUCCCCGGCCUCCCCGCCCGGCUCCGGGCCGCAGGCAGCUCGGGCUUCCGGGCGGCCGAGGUCGGCUGGCCGUACGCGGAGCCGCCGGAGGCGCUGGCGCGCGCGGCGCGAGAAGCGGGGCUGCAGCUGGUGCUGAUCAACACGCCCCCGGGAGACCGAGAGAAGGGGGAGAUGGGGCUGGGGGCCGUUCCCGGGAGGCAGGCGGCCUUCCGAGAGGGGCUGGAGCAGGCUGUGCUGUACGCCAAGGCUCUGGGCUGUCCCAGGAUUCACCUGAUGGCCGGCCGAGUACCCCAGGGGGCUGACCGAGCAGCAGUCAGGGGUGAAAUGGAGACAGUUUUUCUGGAGAACCUGAGGCAUGCAGCUGGGGUUUUGGCUCAGGAGAACCUCGUGGGACUGCUGGAGCCCAUUAACACCCGCCUCACUGACCCCCAGUACUUCCUGGAUACGCCCCAGCAGGCGGCAGCCAUCUUGCAGAAGGUGGGAAGACCCAACCUCCAGUUACAAAUGGACGUAUUCCACUGGCAGAUCAUGGAUGGGAACCUGACAGGAAACAUCCGGGAGUUCCUGCCCAUCGUUGGGCAUGUGCAGGUGGCACAGGUCCCAGGCCGGGGGGAGCCUAGCAGCCCCGGAGAGCUGAACUUCCCGUAUCUAUUCCAACUGCUGGAAGAUGAAGGUUACAAAGGCUUUGUAGGCUGCGAGUACCAGCCUCAAGGAGACACGGUAGAAGGCUUGAGUUGGCUCCGUUCCUACUGGGAUAGACGGGGCCACCCCCAGGCUGGCCAGUAAGGGCCCGCACUCCACCCACAUGCCUCUCUGGGACAGUGAGUGAGCAUCCUGAGUCUCCUCUGAAUUAAAGACAGCCUGCUGAACAUUU